This is a messenger RNA of Telopea speciosissima, 1156 nucleotides long. Its product is annotated as GATA transcription factor 1-like. NCBI's taxonomy places the organism in Eukaryota, Viridiplantae, Streptophyta, Magnoliopsida, Proteales, Proteaceae. Bases 153 to 1031 code for a protein of 292 amino acids. The transcript is spliced from 2 exons. The record is from RefSeq and is a predicted model, not a curated record. Gene Ontology annotation, molecular function: sequence-specific DNA binding; zinc ion binding. Gene Ontology annotation, biological process: regulation of DNA-templated transcription.
AUUGAUAACUGAAGGCCGAAGGUUAUCCGGCAAAAGGAAAAGCAAGAAUUUUCUUUGCAGAAGCCAUUUCUCUUCUCUACCUGUCUUUCUCUCUUCCUUCGUCUGAAACCCUUUACAGUUUCGUCUUCUGCCGUCUUUGUCUCUCUCAAAAAAUGGUGUCUUUUGGGGCAGGGUUUAUCGUAGAAGAGUUUCUUGACUUCUCUUCGGACAUCGGCGAAGAAGACGAGGAAGAAGACAACAAACAGAGCAACAGCAACAACUUUCCUACCACCACCACCACCAACAACAACAACAAAGCCCUCUCUUCCUCUUCAACUUUGGACUUGGACUCCAAACCCACAAACCCUGCUACUCACCAAAUCCAUCAGCCACAACGAGAAGCACAAACCGUGUUGAACAUUUUCGACCUAGAUGAUGACCACCACCAUUCCUUCCCCGAAUUCCUAGAAGAAGAACUGGAAUGGAUAACAAACGGAGACGCUUUUCCGGGCGUAGAGACAUUCGACGACAUUUUCCCAGGGAAGCUGAGUAAGGGCCCAAAUAAUCAUAGCCCUGUCUCGGUGCUUGAGAACAGUAGCAGCAGCAGUAACAACAGUGGCAUUAUGAUUUGCUGUGCUAGCCUCCGAGUCCCAGUUCGAGCCAGAAGCAAGAGGCGAAGACGGAAACGUAGUGGGUUCUCAGAUUUGUCAGGUCAGCAAUGGCGGUGGUGGUGUGAACGUAAGAACAAGAGCAAUGGAGGAGGAGCAACAUUAGCAGCAGCAAAUGAAACAAUAAUGGCGACGAUAGGUAGGAAGUGUUGGCAUUGCGGGGCGGAGAAGACGCCACAGUGGCGGGCAGGGCCUCAUGGACCAAAGACACUCUGCAACGCAUGUGGGGUAAGGUAUAAGUCGGGCAGACUCGUGCCGGAGUACCGGCCAGCGAGUAGCCCUUCUUACUCUAAUGAAUUGCAUUCCAACUCUCACAGGAAAAUAUUAGAAAUGAGAAAGCAGAAGCAGCAGGAGUUGUUGAUGGAGUCUGUGGAUAAAGGGUAGCGCUUGAAUCCUUUUGUUGUUAGAUAGAUAGCAUAUAAUUUAGAGAUUGUUGUAUUGGAUAGUUGUUUGGAUUUUGUUUUAACAUUAAACCAGUUGAAUAGGGAAGUUUAGUGCUUUCAUUUAAA